Messenger RNA from Eleginops maclovinus (Patagonian blennie), 1739 nucleotides. RefSeq names its product urea transporter 1. The coding region runs from base 305 to 1456 and encodes 383 amino acids. The record is from RefSeq and is a predicted model, not a curated record. Gene Ontology annotation, cellular component: membrane. Gene Ontology annotation, biological process: urea transmembrane transport. Gene Ontology annotation, molecular function: urea transmembrane transporter activity. Lineage: Eukaryota; Metazoa; Chordata; Actinopteri; Perciformes; Eleginopidae. The transcript has 9 exons.
UGCCAUGUGGGCUAGCAGCACGCGCACGUCUGGCUAAUGCUAACAUUUUAAAAUGCCUCCACUCAGAAAAUUAUACUUCAAUGAAGUCCGUGAAGUCUUUCUGUGGUGCCGGUACGUUUGUGACAUGUUUCAGAAUUCGAGGAGGGACACAAAAAAAACGUGUUAUAAUGUAUCACAGAGUGAGUGGACUGUAGCGUUGAGAAUGAACUAGCUAAGAUGAACCUGGAGCUGAUUGAGAAUGACUUCUUGGUGCACACCCACAGAAUGGCUUCCAUCAUUGUAGUGGUGCGGUGCAGCUGCAGGGAUGUGGAUGGAUACAAAGGCAGAGGAGACGGAGGCCAGCAGGAGUCGUGCCAGCCUUGGCCAGCGUGUGUUGAGCGGACUGCUGUUCUUUACUGGGGAUAUGGAGCACUUAAACAAAUACAUGCAAGACAAAGUGUUUGGGCUGCAGCUGGCGGUGUGGGGCCUGAGAGGGGUGACCAGGGUGAUCCUAGCCAACAACCCACUGAGUGGAGCUCUCAUCCUGGCUGCUCUGUGCUGGGCCUCCCCCUGGCAGGCCCUGCUGGGGACUCUGGGAGUACUGACCUCCACACUAACAGCUGUCAUCAUGGGCCAAGACGGUGCUGAAGUGUCAGGAGGUCUCCAUGGGUUUAACGGCAUGCUGGUGUCCAUGCUGAUGGGGGUGUUCAGCUCGGCUGGAGACUGGAACUGGUGGCUGCUGCUGCCCGCCAGCCUGGGCUCAGCUACAUGUGUGUUUCUGUACAGCAGUCUCGCUCCGGUGUUGGACCGCUGGGACUUGCCUGUCGCGGUGUUUCCCUUCAACAUCUCCAUCUUCCUCUACCUCCUUUGCACCGGCCCACACAACCCCUACUUCCCGCACCACCUGGCUAAACCUGCGGGGCUGAUGGAGAUCAACGCCACCAAGCUCAUGGCAGUGGAGGUUCUGCGUGGCAUCCCUCUGGGUGUGGGUCAGAUCUUCGCCUGUGGGGCUCUGGGGCCCUCACUCCUCAUCCUGGGGGCCGUCCUGCUCUACUCCCCCCUGCUGGCCGCCCACGCUCUGCUGGGAUCAGCAAUAGGAACAUUGGCUGGUUUAUCGAUGGCGGUGCAUCAUGAGUCUCUCUACUCGGGUCUGUCAGGGUUUAAUGGAGCUCUUGGCUGCAUGGCUGUUGGAGGACUCUUCUUCACCUUCAGCUGGAGGACGCAUCUCUAUGCCAUCGCCAGUGCUUUCCUCUCCGCAUAUGCUGACAUCGCUCUGAGUAAUCUUAUGGGAACGAUUGGUCUCCCAGCAUGCAGUUGGGCAGCUACUGUGGUAGCCACACUGAUGCUGCUGCUGACCGGAAGUUUAUCAAUGUACCGCAUCCCCAUUGGUCAAGUGAUGUCCCCUGAACACAACCUGCGCUCCCGCAAACAAUGGAAAGCUGGGAAAACUGAGGAAAGGGAGAGCACUGAUGUGUAACGUAUUGUAUCAGUAUUUAGGAGAGGAUGGAGGGAUUUUUGGAUGGGUUGUACCAAAAACAUAUGCAUUUUUAUUAUAAACUUUAAAUACAUAUGUAUAUAUAUAGUUGUACAGUUUAUAUGUUCUUAAAAAAACAACGAAUUCAUCAUAGUAACUUCACAGCGCUACCUUGUUUUGUCCACAAGGUGGCAAUGUUUGUUCAGAAGCUAGAUGCUGAAAUGUGGUAGCAAUACAAACCUCUGUGUUGAAGUUAAACUAUUUUUAUAAAAUAUGUAACAAUUCA